Molecule: messenger RNA, 1816 nt
Organism: Lytechinus variegatus (green sea urchin)
Lineage: Eukaryota; Metazoa; Echinodermata; Echinoidea; Temnopleuroida; Toxopneustidae
Gene: ube2g2
Product: ubiquitin-conjugating enzyme E2 G2-like
Exons: 5
Coding region: 91-588 (165 amino acids)
Cellular component (GO): endoplasmic reticulum; cytosol
Source: RefSeq, a predicted model, not a curated record
CUUCCUUUAUCAACAUUAUUUUGUUGGGUUUGUCAAUGCAAUUGACGUGUCAAGAAACGGGCAUAUUUGAGAGAAUAAUUCGAACCGAAUAUGGCCGGAGCUGCUCUUAAGAGAUUAAUGGCUGAAUAUAGACAGCUGACAGUGAACCCUCCAGAGGGUAUCAUAGCAGGCCCAGUCGAUGAAAAAAACUUCUUUGAAUGGGAAGCUCUGAUUACGGGUCCAGAAGGUACAUGCUUUGAGGGCGGUGUCUUCCAGACAGAACUGAAGUUUCCCAAUGACUAUCCACUCAACCCUCCCAAGAUGCGAUUCAAGACAGAGAUGUUUCAUCCAAAUAUUUAUAAAGAUGGUCGAGUAUGUAUAUCAAUUCUGCACGCACCUGGCGAUGAUCCUAUGGGUUAUGAAAGUAGUGCUGAGCGAUGGAGUCCUGUACAGAGUGUUGAAAAGAUCCUUCUCUCAGUCGUCAGUAUGCUGGCAGAACCCAACGAUGAAAGUGGAGCAAACGUUGAUGCCUCAAAGAUGUGGAGAGAUGAUCGGGAGAGUUUUAACAGGAUAGCAUAUGACAUUGUAAAGAAAUCACUCAGCAUGUGACGAAGAGACCUAUGGUGAACAAACAAUCUGUAAAUAGACUCAUCAACAAUCAUGAACUUGAAUUAGAGAAUUAACUGCCAUGCUUUCUAUGUUUGGAUGAAUGGAAUGGUGACUGUUAUUCAGUGUUGUUUUGUAGUCUCGAGGACUUUGAGCAAGCCUGUACUGUGAAAUGAUCAACGGAGUUGUAUAUCAUGCUGCCUACUAGAACCAGGUAUUUAAUCUACAAGAGCUCUGGGAAUUCCAGUCAGUAGGGGUAAUUUAAUUUACAUAUCAUCAGAACGCAGCUGCAGUGAAGUUAAAUUUACAUCCCUCAAAAGACUUGGGAUGAGGCAACUUUCAGACCAUGUCGGAUAGGCCAUAUAAAACAUAUCUUUGCUAGGCUGUUGUUCCAAUCUUGUAUGUCAAAAUCAAUUUUUUUUUAGAGCAGUUAAGAGAAAGCUGAAUGGAAUAUGACAAUGGCAACAACUACACAUUAUCUGAAAAUGUUUCUUUGUUCAUGUAGAGACCUCUAUCUAGAUAAAAGGAGGUUGCUACUUACAUGUAUGUCAUAACCCUUAAAUCAACAUUUUUCUGAGCUUUCCUUAAAAAUACCAAAAUUUGAGUUUGACAUGUAACAUUCCAGCAAUGAUAUUUAUUUACCUCUCAUGAGACAAAUUUCCUUAUAGCCAAACAAAAUUAAUUGGUUCCAAGAAAAUUUGUCAAAAAGCACUCGUAUUUGCAGACACCAAAUCAUAAUUCCGAAUCCUGCAUUGCUUGAGAUCCCCACACUUUGGUUAUCAUGUUUAAUGGGAAAGGCCAUGAUAGAUUAAAAAGAGAAAAGAAAUUCUCUAAUGUAGGAGUCUUGUGUCCAUUGCAUGAGAACUGGCAUGCCAUCAUUUGCUAUUUACUGAAUAGCACACAUGUCAAUAAUUGAAGAUCUAACAAAUCAGAUUUGAAUGCAAUGUGCCAUGCAUACUACUAAGAGGGACCUACUGUAAUGGAAGAAGGAAGAUGAAAGUUUCACAUACAGUGUAGAAUUACUAUUGCAACAAUUGAGAGCAAGAAAGAUGUUUAAUUAUGUCACUGAUGAAGAAUCAUGAAAUAAAACCUUUUUUCACUCCUAACAUACAGGCCUGCAAUGCAACAUGUAAACUUUGAUAUAAAAUAUGACUUAUGGUGCAGUCACAUUCUAUGGCGAAUCGAAGACAGCCAUUUUAACACUUUUGUAUCAGCUACAUAUAGGUGGUUU